Messenger RNA from Fusarium verticillioides 7600, 2467 nucleotides. RefSeq lists its product as hypothetical. The transcript has a single exon. Gene Ontology annotation, biological process: secondary metabolite biosynthetic process. The coding region runs from base 340 to 1209 and encodes 289 amino acids. The record is from RefSeq and is a predicted model, not a curated record. Lineage: Eukaryota; Fungi; Ascomycota; Sordariomycetes; Hypocreales; Nectriaceae.
UGUCACGUCAAUAUGUAUGCACUUAGAAGAGGAGUACCGUUCGUGCCGAGGUCUAUUCAUUCUCUAUUGAAUAGGUAAGCAGUUUAGAUUGCCGGAUGACGACAGCCAGCUCCCUCUCUACCUCUUGUAGAUCAAUAUUCUCUUCCUAUUUCUGUCAUCUUUCGUCCUUGAUCUACGCCAGACAUCUCUCAACUUUGAGCUUAUUUGGCUACAGUAGCAACGGGGCUCACAGUCUCCACUGUCUACCGAACUCCCGCCCGGUCCGACUUUUCGGCAUCCCGGCUCCGGACGCCUCCCGAUCAGCACCUUGAAUAUUACAUUACCAACAACUGGAGCACCAUGGCAACUCAACUCAUUGCUCUGCCAGCUGUAGAGCGUGUCAGUCCUACAGUCAUCCGCAUUCUGGGCGGCAAUCCGGGCAAAUUCACUCUUCAAGGCACAAACACAUAUCUUCUCGGUACAGGUCGUCGCCGGCUUCUCAUUGACACUGGCGAGGGCCGUAACGCCUGGAUCUCGUCAAUCCGCGAGACUUUACAGCAGGAGAAUGCGACUAUAGAUACCGCGCUGAUCACGCACUGGCAUCAUGAUCAUACUGGUGGUAUCAAAGAUCUCUUGAGCAUCUCACCACAGACGAGGAUCUUCAAGCACACUCCGGAGGAAGGGCAGCAUGGAAUCAAGCACGGGCAGCGCUUCCAAGUCGACGGCGCUACGUUGACAGCAGCGUAUACGCCAGGACACACAAAGGAUCAUAUGGUGUUCGUUCUCGAGGAAGAGGACGCAAUGUUCACAGCCGACAACGUCCUCGGUCAAGGGACUGCGGUAUUUGAGGACAUGAUCACGUAUCUACGAAGCCUAGAAGAGAUGAGACCUCUGUUCAAAGGCCGAGCAUACCCUGGACAUGGGCCGGUGAUUGAAAAUGGACCAGCAAAGAUUGCUGAGUACAUCGCACAUCGAAAACAACGGGAGGAUCAGGUCAUUCAGACGUUGAAAACGGGGCCUGGCGAAGUGGAAACUCAAGAAUCUGCAUUGUGGUCGGCAUGGACGGCGACAGAUUUGGUCGAGGUGAUUUACAAAGAAGUGCCUCAGAAUCUGCACCCAGCAGCUCGCGGUGGUGUUUUGCAGAUACUGGGAAAGCUGGAGAGCGAAGGUCGCGUAGCUCAUGAUGGUGACGAAUGGAAGCUGCUGGUAGAUGGGCGGGCGUCUCUAUGAGUUUGGGCUACAGUGAGUGGAUAAUGGAUAGACCAUAUUGAGUCAGUGGUGUAUUUCCGAAUUGCCGUGAUAACGUGGGUAGUUAUUCAUCACUCAUUACCCGAAAGGCCAUUGUGAGGAACCGUGUUUGCUCGGGAAUACGGACUUUCAAACAACAUGGACUGGACUGGGCUGGGUUAAGUUUGUGGCAUGAUUUGGGCAUGCCAAGAGCUGAGUUUUGUAGCAAGUUUGUACGGUAAACUUGGUAGCGAGAUGAGGCAGGGCCUUCGGCAGCGUCGGAUCAUUCACAUCAUCCAAGUCUUGAUGUGAUAUGGCCGGACCUAGAGGCUAGAGGAUGGGGAUUUACUACUGACUUGGUUGGUGGGGAUCGCCAACUGGGUUCUGAUUUUGGGAAUACACCCCUGUCCGCUAACGCAGCCACUCUAUCAAACAAACCCACGGCAUUGGCCAUGUUCUCAACAACUGAAAUUGCUGCUGAUGGUGAAGUGUAAGCAGAUCAGGCCUCUUGAUGCUGUAAUGCUACUGUACAUAGACUACAGCUUCACUUCGGCCGAUUACGGAGACUGGCUGCAAUGCAACGUCGUCACAUCAGAUCCCAAGCUCCCCAUGCAAGUAUAGUUCAAGAGCUACCCAACUGUCUUUUGAGACUGCAACAUUAAACCCGUCGUUUACGGAUAGAGUUACAUGUGUUUCAUGCAGUCACAAACGGUCCAAUUUUGUCCGAAUAUCAUACGACAGAUCGCAAAAAGCAAGAGCUCGCUGAUACAUGAUUAACCGUUGAUUAUUAGGUACCUUACCUUACAGCCUCGGUGCUCAAACUGCGGAGUGUUCGGAGUCAAUUCUGGCGUAUAGCAUGUGUACAAACAUGCGGUUACCUGAAAAACGGAGACGAGUUAACCACGAGUUACCGUGCUUGGCGAGAUCAUUGUAUUCACUCUUAAUUGCUGGCUCGGGUUGUAACCCAAGACAGCUGACUCUUUUGGGUGUAAUACAUACGAUGAAUGCAAGUCAGCACCGUAGAUAGACACGAAAACUAAGCGGGCGGUGAACCAGCAAAUCGUGAACGACCCGAUAAUUCUGUCCUAGAUUGGAAUCGAAAUCAAACGAGUUGUGUAUUAUAAAACGAAGCAAUUUGUCAGCGGAGGGGGGGCAUCUAGGGUAAUCUGAUAUCAUGGCGGUACUCAUAGCCGUUCAACUUGAGCAAAUAUUCCUUCUCAUGACCCUUGUAUUUUACGCCCGGCCUCAGGCCCUUCCCUGC